Ctenopharyngodon idella (grass carp) is the source of this 2446-nucleotide messenger RNA. It is a transcript of the gene gtf2e1, whose product is annotated as general transcription factor IIE, polypeptide 1, alpha. The coding region runs from base 314 to 1657 and encodes 447 amino acids. The record is from RefSeq and is a predicted model, not a curated record. The transcript is spliced from 5 exons. NCBI's taxonomy places the organism in Eukaryota, Metazoa, Chordata, Actinopteri, Cypriniformes, Xenocyprididae. Gene Ontology annotation, cellular component: transcription factor TFIIE complex. Gene Ontology annotation, biological process: transcription open complex formation at RNA polymerase II promoter; transcription initiation at RNA polymerase II promoter.
UAUAAAUGAUUUUUAAUUGUCUCUGGACUUUUCAACAACAUCCCGUGCGUCAUUUCCGCUGACAGUUAGCAUGGUGUUGAACUAGAAAACUUGUUCUGUUCUAAACAGAAGAAAAAUUGAAGACCUCCCUCCUGGUAUCCCAAAGGCAUCCACCUGAUCACUGUUUUGCAUACCAGGAGAGCUGACCCUUUUUAUGAUAAUCCUCUCCCAUAAGUUCCUAAGUACACAUUCUUUGGUCUUGAAAAACCUCCACCUCCCCUGCUUCCUCUGAAUCCCUCCCUCUUUUAGUUCUACUCGUUCCCUCCCCUCCAUCAUGACUGAACCAGAGCUGCUCACAGAGGUCCCUGCCUCUCUUAAACGCCUGGCCAAGCAAGUUGUCCGGGGUUUCUACGGCAUUGAGCACGCUCUUGCGCUGGACGUGCUGAUCAGGAACCCUUGCGUACGUGAAGAGGACAUGCUGGAGCUGCUAAAGUUCGACCGCAAGCAGCUGCGUUCAGUUUUGAACACUCUCAAGGCCGACAAGUUUGUCAAAUGCCGUAUGCGCGUGGAGACAGCACCUGACGGCAAGACGACGCGACACAAUUACUACUUCAUUAACUACCGGCUGCUGGUUAAUGUGGUGAAGUACAAGCUGGACCACAUGCGCAGACGCAUUGAGACAGAUGAACGAGACUCGACUAACAGAGCCUCCUUCCGCUGCCCCUGCUGCACGAACACGUUCACUGACCUUGAGGCCAACCAGCUGUUUGACCCCAUGACUGGAACGUUCCGCUGUACCUUCUGUCAAACAGAAGUAGAGGAAGACGAAUCGGCUGUGCCAAAGAAAGAUGCCCGCACUCUGGUGGCACGAUUUAAUGAGCAGAUCGAGCCCAUCUAUGUAUUGCUACGAGAGACGGAGGACAUCAACUUGUCCCAUGACCUUCUGGAGCCCGAACCGUCAGAAAUCCCAGCCCUAAAACAGAGUCGGGAGCGGGCUGCCCAGUCCGCAGCAGCAGCCGCUGCAGGGGCACCUGGUCGAGAAAUAUGGAAAGCAAAAGGCUCGUCGUAUGACCUCUACACACAGAAUGUGGUCAUCAGUAUGGAAGACCAGGAGCCUCAGCCUGGUCAGAAUGCUGAGACCAAAGCCCCCAAAGAGAGGCCCGUAUGGCUGACAGAAAGCACGGUGCAGGGGGUGUACAGCGAAACAGAAGCUCUAAAGCACCCUGGCGAGGACCCUAUAGUAACCCAGGAGGGCAUGACUGGAAGAGGAGCCGCACAGGAUGAGAAUGAGGAGGUGAUGCAGGCUCUCCUCAUUCAUGAGAAGAGGAGCGGAGUCGGUCCAGGAGGUGCGGUCGUCUCCAGACCGACCGUUCCAGUGGCUAACGCCAGCGACUCUGACAGCGAUACCAGCGAAUCGGAUGAAGACUCUUUGCCCCAGGCUCCAACCCACAUGGCGCACAACGCUACAGCUUUGCGGCCAGGAAAACAAGAGGAUGAGGACGAAGAUGAUGAUGAGUUCGAGGAGGUCGGGGAUGACCCUGUGGUAAUGGUAGGGGGAAGACCCUUCUCUUACAGGGAAGUGAGCCAGAGACCUGACCUGGUGGAACAGAUGAGUGCUCAGGAGAAAGAGGCGUACAUUGAGAUGGGCCAGAACCUGUUCCAGGACAUGUACUUCUGAGUUCAUCAUAUCUGUCUGCAUAACAUUCGUUCUUUCUGUAUCUUGCUUGUGUCCGUUUUUCACAGGUUGCAGUUUCUCCUUUGCACACUUUAUCUCAAACGGUGUUGUGCAGCGUGCCAGAGCUGAGAAAUGUAGUGUUAUACCUGUUGACUGUUCUUUUUUCUCAACCCUCUGCCAUAUUCAUAUACAAAACUUCUCUGGUGCCAAUUAUACCGCAGUAUCAUGGCUGUAAACAAGAGUAUCAUACAUUGGCAAACACGCUCACACCACUACUUUUUUCAGUUUGUUUGUGGUCUCGCCACAUUCAGAGGCUUUCAAACGAAUAACAGUGUUGCUGCAGUGACCUCUAGAACGGUUUUACUCAAAAGAAAGCCCUAAAUCGAAGGGGUUUUCUGACAUAAUUGACUUUUGAAUGACAGAAAGUGACAGACUCUGUUGUUUUGCACAAAGCUACAGAGACAUUUCAGCAUCUUCUUGCUUUUGCGUCUUUUUCCUUGGGUCUUUUUCCAACAGUAUUUAGCAGGACUUUUUUUUUUUUUUAAAGGAAAGACAAGCGAUUUUCUUGCGACUGACUGCCUUGACAUGAUAUUAAAUGGUUUUGAUGAGAUAUGUUUGUUUAGAGAGUGAAUGCUUUCCUUUCACAGCAGAAAUGAGCACUUUCUUCUCUGAUUUCUGCCUCAGUGGACAUUAUUCACUUCAGUUUGUUUAUCCGUAAGUGGAAAAAGGAUUUUUUUUUUUUCAAUUUGUUAGACCUUUUACAGUAAUAAAAAGUUGAGUGUAAAAACGUCA